Molecule: messenger RNA, 1302 nt
Organism: Nomia melanderi (Alkali bee)
Lineage: Eukaryota; Metazoa; Arthropoda; Insecta; Hymenoptera; Halictidae
Source: RefSeq, a predicted model, not a curated record
GCGGCGAUCAACAUUCGCGGAACGUCGAGUUAAUUUACUUCUCGGUGGUUCGCGGAACGGGCAUACUUAAACAAUGAUCGUGGCUCAGUUAAUCACUGACUUGGUCCGAUAAUUAUUCUCGAAUAAAUUAUGAUUACGGAUGCUGUGUAUAAAUGUACUGAGUGCAAAGGGUGAAUCCAGAUGUCGACCGAAGCCAAAUCAGAAAUAAAGAAGAAUUAAUAAAUCACCCAUUCUGAAACUAACGAGUGAAGAAUGCCGUACGGAAAGCUUCACGUUCUCCCGCUGAGCCUGUUCAUCCUGAUUCCAGUGACAUUUCUAAUUACGUACACUAUAUCCGUGCAGUGGGACCACGUGGUGCCAGGAUUCCCUUACAUAUCGGAAACAGGAACCUUAUCGCCGGAAUCGUGUAUAUUCGCACAGUUUCUUAACAUAGCCACGCUGCUCCUCGCCUGUUGCGUGUACAUUAGACAUCGGCAAGUUUCUCAAUGGCAAUUGGAAAGGGGCAGCGAUCUCGUCAGCAAGAAGAUCGUUGUUGUGACGGCCUGGUGCGGGGCUUUGGCCUGCUUCGGCCUAGACAUUCUGGCUAAUUUUCAAGAAGCUCGCGUCGUCGCUGCCCACAUGAUUGGUGCCAUGACCUGCUUCACUGCAGGAACUGUUUACUUUUGUCUUCAGACUUACUUAAGUCACAAAAUGGUACCAGCUGUGAAUGGUCCCGUUAUUGUCUACGUUCGUGCAGGCCUGUCAAUGUUAACAUUAAUUUUGACAGUAGCUACAAUCGUACCCGGCUAUAUCUCGAUGCUAGAGUUUCAAGGCAAUGAUUACAAGAAAUGGUUGCCAACAGAUGGUGGCUGGGGUUGGCACGUCGCUAGCGCUAUUUCCGAAUGGGCUCUGGCGAUAGUCUAUUGCGCUUUCCUGGUAACAUUCGUGCCAGAGUUUCGGUUAAUCAAUUUCGAGGAUCCUGUCGUCACGCUGAUAUAUCUGGACAAGGAUCCGAACAGCAACGUAUUGCACAAGUUGGACCUACAGAUCCAAGAAACUUAACACUGCCAGAUUAGCUGCAUUUUAAUCAGUUUUAGCUAUGAUUGCUAAAAACUGUCCUUUUAUAAAGUAUUUUAAACAUCUGAGUGUAUAGUCCAGUUGAUUUCACCCCGUCUAUUAAUACAUCAUUAUAAUUUUUAAAUUUACAAACCAACAUUCUGCCUAAUCAACAUACCAGAUCGAAUAUUCACUGAAAAUACUUAAUCAUACAUUCUAUCACCGAAUAUAGGAGACAGAUUCUAUGUCCACAGUCAUUAGCUCGAU